This is a messenger RNA of Brassica rapa (field mustard), 852 nucleotides long. RefSeq lists its product as uncharacterized. The record is from RefSeq and is a predicted model, not a curated record. NCBI's taxonomy places the organism in Eukaryota, Viridiplantae, Streptophyta, Magnoliopsida, Brassicales, Brassicaceae.
CUUGAAAUGGUAAAGUGUCCUUGGAGGAUGAGUUGGAAGCUUUUGAGUCCAAAAAAGAGUGUAAAGAUAAAAUUCUGCAACGCUCUAUGGUAAUUACCUAGAGUACCAUGUCUUUCCUUUUUCGAAUAUUUUUGUUUAUUUAUUUUUCUAAAAAAAACAGCUGAUUUAGUUGAAUGAGGCGCAGCACUCAUGGUUCCAACUCUGAAACCAGUUGCGGAAAGGUUGUAUAACCGUGGCAAUUCGUGGCUAAAACUCAAUUUUGCCCCUUAACAAAUUUGUCGCAAAGAGUAUUCAGAGCUGGGCAAAGAGAGAGCGUCUUCUCCUGAAUUAUUCAGUCGGCUUCGAGAUGAAUUCUACAAGCAAGGCAUGGUCGGUGGCAGCAAGUAUUGGAGUUGUGGAGACACUAAAAGAUCAAUUAGGCGUUUGUCGGUGGAACUACGUUCUCCGUUCAAUGAAUCAACAUCUUCGGAAUAACAUCAGAUCCAUUUCUCAGACCAAAAAUCUUUCCUCCUCCUCAUCGUCAGCCGCCACCGCAUCCUUCGGUAAAACGAAGCAGGCUGAGGAAUCGCUCAGGAUGGUCAUGUACUUGAGCUGUUGGGGUCCAAACUAGGUUUCUUGAAACCUAUUCGAUGGAUGGGUUGGUCCAAGACUAUUAAUAUAAGAGUAGAGAUGCAAAAAGAUGGUUAAUUGUAUUACCCCCAUCUUACUUGUAUAUAACAAUGUUCUUAAGCCUUAAAGGCUAAGUUACUCAAUCUGAAUAGACUUAAAAAUCAUUUACGGAACUAAUUUGUUGUUACUCUACUUACUGCAACUAAUCAAAACUAUGACUAAAAAAUCCUCCUAAUCUUCACA